Messenger RNA from Pseudogymnoascus destructans, 2385 nucleotides. RefSeq lists its product as uncharacterized. Gene Ontology annotation, biological process: transport. The record is from RefSeq and is a predicted model, not a curated record. The coding region runs from base 173 to 2206 and encodes 677 amino acids. Gene Ontology annotation, molecular function: transporter activity. The transcript is spliced from 6 exons. Lineage: Eukaryota; Fungi; Ascomycota; Leotiomycetes; Thelebolales; Thelebolaceae.
CCCAAUCUCUUGAAGAUGUUCGACAUAAAAUAUAAUCACAGAAUUUGAGCGACGACUGAAUAAUCGGGUGUACCUACAAAAUAACAUGCCUCCGAACUGUAUUGCUUGCGUUGGAUGUCCUUAGGCUACUCAAGGGCAUCAGCAAACGUCAUUAUCCCAAGUCCCCACAGCCAUGGCCGACAAUAUGUCCCACGGUACGCAUAAUAACAAACACUCUGGCGGGACGGGACAAAAGCUGGCAAAUGGCCUCGUCAUUGUCGCUGGCGUCGCCUCUCUUAUCGCGACGCUGAUUUCUAUCGUGUCCAUAUGGCUCCAAACAAAGAACUAUCGAAAGCCCCUUCUUCAGAGAUAUGUGGUUAGGAUUUUGCUCAUGGUGCCCAUAUACUCCAUAUCGUCUUGGUUAAGCUUAGUAUCCCUGAGUGCAGCCUUCUGGGUAGAUCCCAUUCGAGAUGUUUAUGAGGCUUUCACUAUAUAUACGUUUCUCCAGCUUCUUAUCAACUUCAUCGGAGGCGAACGAGCUCUAAUCAUCAUGAUGCAUGGUCGCGAACCUGUGCAUCACCUAUGGCCCAUGAACCACUUCCUACCGAAAGUCGACAUCUCUGAUCCCCAUAGCUUCCUCGCCAUAAAACGCGGUAUCCUGCAGUACGCGUGGUUAAAGCCUGUUCUCGGCCUGGCAUCCAUUAUAAUGAAAGCAACAGGGGUAUACCAGGAAGGAUAUAUGGGAUUGACAUCUGGAUAUAUGUGGAGUGGAAUUGCAUAUAAUAUCAGUGUUACAGUCAGCUUAUACUCCCUGGGGAUGUUUUGGGUCAUUAUGGCAAAAGACUUGCAGCCAUUCAGGCCAAUGCCGAAGUUUCUAAACAUAAAACUUAUCAUCUUUGCUUCGUACUGGCAAGGGUUCGGACUGUCGAUAUUGGUGUGGCUUGGUGUCAUACCAGAUGAUGUGCAAGGCUACACUCCAGACAAUAUUGCCGCAGCUAUCCAAGAUGCACUAAUUUGUUUGGAAAUGCCCGCAUUCGCCAUUGGCCACUGGUAUGCCUUCUCAUGGCAUGACUACGCUGAUGCCAGUAUAUCAGCGGCGCGUUUGCCAGUCAAGUAUGCCCUCAGAGACGCGUUCGGUAUCCGAGAUCUUAUUGAGGAUACCAAGGAGACUUUCAGCGGCAAAAAGUACGAGUAUCGUUUAUUCGACUCUGGCGACAAUAUAAUAGCUCACGAAGAGUCCAGCUCUCGGGUUGCAAGAAUGAUGGAGGGCAUGCGAUACGAACGUGGUGGUAAGGGGAAGUAUUGGAUUCCAAGGCCGGGAGAAGCCAAUGCCCGAACUCCAUUGCUUGCCGGGAAUGGAGGGCCCAGUACUGGACGCACAUCAAUCACUGGUCUCCCGGAAGAAGCGACAUCUUACAUUGAAAACCCCAACGAUGGAACUGUCAACUCUGACGGCCUGGGUGUUGACGAGGAGGAGCUUUACGCAAAGGCAAGGAAGCUUGAGUUUGGUGACUGGAAUUACCCAGUAAUUACAGCACAUACUGCCAAAAAGCGCAGCUGGAUGACGGAAGAACCAGAGUUGCUGAAAACAUCUGCAAAUCGGCACUUAAUCCAGCCAACAAGGAGUCAUGAAGUCAAACGCAAAAAGAACGUCAAGAAAACCGUGCAAAAGGUCCAGUCCCAGACCCAAAGGUCCGAGAGCGAAGGUUCCAAAGGCAAAGGUAAGGGCAAGGAUAGUACCGGAGAAGAAGGCCGCGCUCCUCUGUUAAAAGGUAUGCUUCGACACCAUUCGUUAGAAUCUAGUUCGGCCAAGUCAGACAGGAGCCAACUCGUGGACCUUGUCGUUGAGGACACCGACGCAGAGGAGAUCGAACGGGUGCGCGCAAGGAAAGAGGGCAGCGCAGGCUGGAACGCCGUCGAGCCAAAACGCUUCGUUCGCACGUACGAAAACGAAGGCGAAGAAGUCCGCGAAGGCUUCGAGCCCGAGGACGGAUCUCCGGUCAUUGAUCCCAAGGAGGGUGAUGACGAGAACACCAACCCGAAUGGUAGAUUUGCUAUUGGUGAGGACGACUCGGAGAGUCCCGGUGCGCACGAGUCGCGCGAGUGGCAGGAGAACAGGGAGGAAGUGACGCCGAUAUUGAGCCCGAAAUAUGGACUCCCGGGUGAGGAUCUGGAGAAUGUUUGGAGUGGUGAAAGUCCAAGUGGUACGGCGAGAGAGAACCCUUGAUUUGCAUAGAUAUGUGUAAGAUACCACAGCUUGGCAUAGCGCCGGCGUUAUGAUGCAGCCUACGAGAGGCCAGUAUGAAUGUAUUAGCAUCAUCCUACCAACAGUAUACGUGCUCCAAAUGCUGAAGUAGUGCAAUGUAUGAGAUAUUGAAAGCCGUGACCUUAUAGGAUCGAAAAAAC